Molecule: messenger RNA, 4410 nt
Organism: Ictidomys tridecemlineatus (thirteen-lined ground squirrel)
Lineage: Eukaryota; Metazoa; Chordata; Mammalia; Rodentia; Sciuridae
Gene: Igip
Product: IgA inducing protein
Source: RefSeq, a predicted model, not a curated record
AAUGCCUGAAUGUGUUUCUGGAUGAGGGGGGUGGUGUUUUAAUUCUUGACAUGCUCUUCUCAGCAUGUUUUGCUAGUCGUUCUGAAUCUUUAUGUUUGCAAAUUCUGUUGAAAAUUUGGUCAUGUAUUUAAAAUGAGAAUGUCAUCUCUGACAUAGUGUGAAUGUUUCGGACCGGAUUCUAUUUUGGAACAUGUGGCUUUGUUUUCAAUUUGAGUAGAAAGUUUUGAACUUCAUCGUCCAGAUUUUAGGUUUAUUUAGUGGAAUUAUGCCAGGUAGUGGACCAGUUUUGGGAAAUGAAGGUUAACAAUGUGGAUUUGACUCUAGAUAAUCCUGUACUCAAAACUGCAAGUUAAAGGCUCACAUCAUUAGAGUUGCUUGUUUUAUGUUGUCAGAUCUUUAAAUGUGGAUGAUGUUCGGCAUUGUAUCUAUGAAUUUCCUUUAGGAAAAGAGAAAAAUUUAGCUUCUAAACCUUUUCUUAGAGGCUAAAUUUACUACUUAUGGAAAACUAAAAAAAUUAGAAAAUGGUUUUGGGGUUUUUUUUAAUGGAGUUUAACCAGCUUAAUUAAUUCUUUUUUCAUAGUUUGAAGCUCUUAUUUCCCAAAGGUGAAUAAAGGGAAAGAUCAGCAUUUUCCUUUCCAAUCCCCUCUUUUUUAGGCAGUUUUUUGUUUUCUACCCCCAUUUCCCAAUCUUGAUAUAAAAUACAUUACGGGUAUCUCUCUAAGUCCUUGUAACCCUUUUUGGGGGGUCAUAGUACCUUUAAUAAUUUGAUGAAAGUGAUGGACCCUCUCCCCAGAAAAAAAAAUGCACAUACACAGAUAAUUUUGCAUACAACCUCAGGGGCAUCACACAUCUUCUGAAACCCAAGUUAAGGAUCUCUGCUCUAAGUAAACUCUGUAGAGAAGAUUAUAAUACCAGUAUUUGAUAAAAUUAGGAACUAACUAUUGGCUUAAAACAUUUGAGAUGGAAUUAAUUAUUAUUAGAUGGUGGCCCCUACUAUCAAAAUGUGUCAUUGCAACCAGCUUUGUUAAAUUUUAUAACAUCCAGACAGAAGGAAAAAAGAAGCAAAGUUCUGAGAGCUAUUCAUAAGCAGUCAGGGCAUCUCUAGACAUGGGAGCCAUUCCUGGUUCAAGACAGGGGUCAGGGUGCCUGACAAUUUCUAGCAGGGUAGAGUUUGAUAAACCACAAUGCUCAGGAUGCCAAGGGGUUAGCCAUUAUCUUAACCCCUUCUUCACCAAAAGAAUUUAGUUUUGUCUGUUGGGAAACAAGAUGUUACUAGGGAAAAAAAGAUUUGCCUUACAACUUUGCUGGAACACAUCAAUUUGGUGAUGUAUGGGACACUAGUAUUAUUUUUGAGAAGGUGCAUAAAACCAAAGUAAAUUAUUCUCUAUGUAGAACAUUAUUUACUAGUAAUAUUUGUUUGGGUGUAUUAGCUUUGACAAUUUUUACCAGUAAAUACUGAUUUAUUUAAAACUGGGAAUCCAGUUUAUAAAUAGGAUAGUUAAUAUAUCCAUUCUUUCCCCCAUGUAAAGAAUAGAUUUAUGCAUACUUUUUACUUUUCUCUCUUGAUGCCAUUGGGGGGGGGAUCUUUGAGUCAACAACUGACAAAAUGUCUUCAAAUUUUAAAAAUUGAGAAGCAGCACUUUAAGUCUAACUCUACACCAUUUUAGUGCAUGUAUUAGUUUUAAUAAUGAUUUUUGGUGCAUGCCUUUGGGCUUAUUCAAAAGUGUACAAUAGGAAAGUAUAUUUCCUUUCUUAGAAAGGAGAUGUUUUUCUACUUUGCAACAUGUGAUUACAAGAAUCUUCCUCUGUGGGAAGAUUAACCAUGUAUUGAACUACUGAAAAGUAUAUAUUUUUAGAUAUACAGAAGGAAUCUACAUGGAGCUGCAUUCAGACCUAUAUAGAAGUUAUAGCAUUCUGUAUAGGACCAAAAAAGGAAGUAACAUUAAACACUUAAACAGACUUUGUUGGGUAGAAAUACCUUUUGAUCUUGCAUUGACUUCCAAAAAGAAAAUGCCACAGAAGUUUGCUGAAACUUUUGUUGUUUGAAUUUUCUCUGUCAGUGUAUUUAGCCCAAAUACAACAGCUUUGGGUUAGCACAUAUAUAAGAAUCAAAAAAACAAAACUAAAUAUAUCAGCCUGGUUUGCCAAUCCAGCUUGACUGAAAUAAGUAAACUAAUCACUUGCAACAUGAAAAACUGUCCAACUCCUCUAAGGUUUUGACCAAAUAACCUUGGCUAAUGUGGGAAGACUCCCACUUUAUUUCUGACCUGACAGUGAAGAUUCAUGCUUGACAUGAUUUCAAACCUGACAGUGUCUGUUUAAGGAGCCAUGGUACAGUUUGCUAAUUCAAUCCCAGAUACCUGUUGAUUACCUGUGAGAUCUAGAGUCCAAAGUAGCCAGCAGCCGUAUCCCUGAGUGCUCUGUGCCCAUCAGAUACCUUAAAGUAAGCAGGGUUGGGACAGGUCACAGCUUGGAUGAUUGACCUCAGGUGCCAUAGACAGCCCCAGAUUCAAGAAUCGUAUCUGCUUUCUUGGGAGUGGUCACUGAACUUAUGUCCCACACUGUGUUACUUAUUGUAGAUGCUCUCUCUUAGAGAAGGCCCAGAGCACACAUCCUAAUUGCUGGUGGCACUCAGAGAGGGGGUGCUAACUCUGAUGCCCUAGCCAAAUUCCAGUUUAGGGAUGUGGGUCUUCUUCUUGUCAUUCUAAUUGAAAAUGUGCAUAACUUCCCAUUUUCCUGUUGAUGACAGUGCAAACUACACUAAUCUGUUUUUUUGCCCCGUCCCAAGUCUCUUAAGAUACUGAUGUGUAUGUACUAUAUGGACCAAGUUCAUGCCUUAUCCUAAUGGACAGGAAUUGAGGAAUGAGUAAGCUUGGGACUUUUAUGAUGCUGUGGGGAUGAAAUCAGCCCCCUUUUGGCAUAAAUUAGGGAAUGUGCACUGGCUGGAGGUUUCCAGCCAUGAGGUAUAAGCUGAAUCCAAUUUUCCCUCUUUUCUUAUAGCAUGAUGAGAAAAUCUGUUGGGUUUUCAGCAGUCAGGGAAGGCCGGAGUUCUGCAGCUUUAAUCUGGGUAACUGAGGCUGGUUUGAGCAAGACUUUGGUUAAUUAACUGGGUUCUCAGAUGCCACAGACUCCGUGAGAAGUCACCAUUAUUUUCAAUGGUUGUGAUAGAAUUUCCCCCUAGUAGCCAUUAUUUUAAGAUUAUAUUGCAGAGUUGCUUUAUUUUGAGCUUUUUGUGUAUACACAAUCCCAAACUGGAAGAAAUUUAAAAAAAAGGAAUCCUGCUGUGAAAGGUAUAUAUUACUCUAGAUUUUUCUUACUGUAAAUAUUGUAAGAUUGUAAUACUGUUGAUAUUUUAUUAACCAACAAAUGUUAAUCUAUGUGAAUUCAGACUUAUUUUAAAUGUGCUUCUUAUUUACUGUGUGUGGUCCCUGUUGCUGACAGUAUUAAGUUAUAUUCUGAUGUAAGAUUAACUUUAUUAAAGAAUGUAAACAUAAUGUUUCCUUAUGGGAAAACAAAUAAAGUAUAAAGAAGACAAUUCUUUUCAUUGAAAUAUACUGUGUAUUUACACUUGCUAGACCCAGCACCACUUAUAAAUUUAGUACACUGUUCAGAAUUUUAGUUAACACAGCUGACAUGGUUGUGCUCUGUUGGAAAGCCUAAGAGUAGGUAUUGUUGGAAUAUAUGCAGUUUGUAUUUGUCUGCUGUGAAUCAUAAUGUUGAAAUUUCUAAUCAAGUUUGUAAGCUUUUAUAGUAAAACAUUUUAAUGACAAUUUAAAAAUUUAUCUUCUCUAAAGAUUGGUCAAAACAAGAUUCUUUCAGAAAUAGAAUUGUUCUUUAAUAUCUUUCCAAAAUGACUUUGGUUAAAUGGACCAGAUGUGUAUUAGUUAAAAUUUAGAACUAAGUUGUUGAUAUUCUUUGAGUUUACAAGUUAAUCCUUAUUGGAGAUGUGCCAAUAUACAGUAGAAUAUCAUUAAUUUGCACUGUUUGGGGACCCCAUUUAAGAAUGCUGAAUUUUGCCAACUAAAAAGUAAGCAAAUGCAAUUUAAAAAGUAAAUUUGAGCAUUCUGUAUUAAAUAUGUGCAGUUAUUAUCACAUGAAGAAGCGCAGUGUGUCGGGCUGUAAUAUAACCAUAUUUGCUGUCAUGUUCUCCCAUCUCAGUGCUGGGAACUCACCAUGUGGAAACCAAGCAAACGUGUUGUGCAUCAGCCGGCUUGAGUUUGUUCAAUAUCAAAGCUGAAACUAGCGAGGUCUGCUGUACUGCUUAUUGAAGUAUUGUGAUUCUUUUAGGCAUUGAUUCUUACAAAAUAUAUACUGUAACAGUAUACUUUGUACAGAUUUAAAUUUUAUUUGAAAAAAUGAAAUAAAGUAGGCAAAAAAUAAAGAUGUUUAUUUUUCAUGUGACUAUAUAAA